GUCUUCUCACAGCACUCUCCCGCUUUCACCUUUCUGUAGCUGAUAGUAUGUCAAGUGCCGCGCGCGUAGCUGGUUUUGAAGAUAAGAUGUGAGAUAACCAGUCAGCGGUGAGUCGGCAUGGCGUCGAGCGUUCCACGAGCAGAUCAGAUUCCAUCAGGCGGCAUCCAACCCGAGCCCGCUCCUGUACAUAGCAGCAGUACGACGGCGAUUUAUUCGCAAGGCAGGCACGCGACGCUGUAUCCCCGGCUUUUAGCUCGAGAACCGGUACUAGUGACCGGGUAUGCGUCUCCUAUCUCGGGCUCGUUUACUCUCGGCAAUAGAGUCAGGCGGCUGUCUACCAGUCAGACCCCUCUCAACUGGACAGCUGGUAUCGCGCCGCUUAUAAGAACCGGUUUAGGCUUACAGAUGCCGCGUCAGCAAUCAAUAGGAAGGCUAGAGGCUACAAGGCCAAGAGUGCUGACAUGUAAAGGUCACUCCGGACUAGAUUCAGCUGCUGCUUGUAGCCGAUCCGAAUCUGCCUUUCGCGGAUCCGCCAGUUCUGAAACACCUGCUCACGGCACGGUGUUUCAUAGUUCUUUCAGUCUGCGUGAUUCGCUUCUCAGACGGACGGCUUUUCAACAGAAAAAUCUUUGCGAUAUCAGAGGCACAAGCAUCAGGGGAUCCAGGAACUUCAGCAGGAGCAUCAGCAGCAACAGCGGCAGUGGUGUCAACUCCAGUAUAGGGAGGAGCGGUAGCGGAAGCAGCAGUAGCUGGUCGGUAUCCGACAACUUAAAGAUCUCUAAACGACGGCCUGGAUCUUAUUCCAUGCUGCUGACGGCAGCAGCUGCUACAGUGAUUCUAGCGUCUGCGCUUUCAGGACACCCAGAGCAGGGACACUUUCCUGGCUCUUCCUCCGUUCCUGAACAUUCGUCAGAGAAAGGGCUGUCGCUUCCUGUCCCCGAUUCAGUCAGAUCCGUUACCACUAGGGCAAUUCACUCUGCCAAGAAUUUCAGAGACCAUGUGGUGCGUAACGCCUCUCAAUCAGCUUCUGCAGCUGCCGAAGCUGCUGCACAGGCUCGGGACGUUGCCGUGGCAACUGCAGCUCUGGCUCGGUGCCUAGCUGCCAUCCUCUCCUCCGACUCGCUUCCAGACCUAAAUGUGUGGGAGCUGCGUGAUUAUAACGAAUGGCGGAAUUCACAUGAUCUGAGGCGAUACAGACCAGCUCCCCUGCCUUCUCCCCUCCCACCUUCUCCUGACAGUACUCCCUGGGUUGCCCGCGUGGCAAGGACGAUUGCUGACCUGGCAGCGGCAGGUGGGAGUUCCAGCAGGGCAGCAAUUGCUGACGCAAGCAGAGGGAAGGUGCUUGAUUGGCUGCUAGAAGAGCUCGUGAACAGUGAUCCUCGAGUGAGGAGGGAAGCAGCACGGGCAGUCGCCAGCCUGUUGAGAGAUGUUGACGUGGCACCGAGGGUGCUGAAUAGAGAUGGCAGCAUCCGGCAGAUUCUGACGUGGAUAGCACAGCUGGAUUCGGCUGCAAAUGUGGAGGCAGGGAGAAGCGCAAAUGUUAGCCCUGGUGCUGCAGGUGCGGAGCGUGCAGGUGACCACUCAGGUGCUGGCACCAGUGCGUCAGGUGGUGAUGAUAGCUUAUCACCCCCUGCGCUUAAGGCGUCCUCUCUCCGCUUGUCAAGUGCUCGCCUGCGCCACCAUCCCCUCGUGGACGCGCUUAUGGACCUCCUUACCGAACCUUCCCCGCUGAAACAAGAUUCGAUACAGUCACGCCACCCAGCUUCACUGCUCAGGCCCGUCAUUCGACCGCUAGGGGGGCCGGACCUGGCUGAACGGGCAGCUGACGUGGAUGUGAGGGCUGCCCUGGAUGUUCUUAUAUGGGGAGAGCCUGUAGAGAGGGAGGAGAGCAGCACGUGGUGGUCACGGAGAGGGGGAAGGGGAAGGGAAGGGGGGAAAGGGAGAGGAGGAAGCGGAGGGGGGGAGGGAGGAGGGGGAAGCGAGGCGGGGGGAUCAGGGGCGAUGGGGAUUGGUCUUGGGGGUCAUGGUGGCACGACUGUAUGGGGAGUCGUGAUGGACGCGGCCAAUGAGACCUUGCCACGUGUCUGUGCUCCAGAGGCUGGUGCGCUUUUGUACCGGAACAGGAGCGUCGCUAGCGAAGACUUCUCUAAUGGGAGGACCAGCAGGAAUUCGUUUGACCAGGCCAGACUUCCAGGAAGCGGGCAGGAGAAAGAAACAUUUUCUGAUCUUUCAACUCCUGGGCUGUGGGACGAUCUGCCAGGGCAGUCAGUAGCUGCCUUGCUGGCAGCGUGGGCAGUCGACAAGUGGACUACCACGUCAGCAUCCAAUUGCCAGCUCAUCGCCAGGAUGGACGGCGAGGGAGACGCUCUGGCGGUUGGUGCGGUGGCGCCUGAGAAAAUGGUGAGGUUCCACGUGGCACGUGCUAUUGGGAGGGUUGCACAGGAGCAGGAGAUGUGCUUAUAUCGAAGGGAAGGUGGUGAAGGGAAGGGGGGUGAGAAGGAUGAUGGUUUGUUUACCAGAGCGGGUGUGCACCUUGGGAGGUGGAGGGAUGCUGCAGUUGAGGGUGCCCAGAAAGCAGCGGGCGCAGUGAGGAAGGCAGAGGAGAAGCCAGUAGGUGAAGGAAGGAUGGUUGAAAAAGGGAGGACAAAGGUGGAUGGAAGGGAAGCUGGGGCGUUGAAGGUGCAGCAAGCAGGGAUAGGAGGAACAGGAGCAGCUGCAGCAGCAGCAACAGCUGCAGCAGCAGCUAAGUCGAGCAUCUUUCUCACGCCAACAGCGAUACGCAGUUGGUCGCUCUCGCUGCUGAAAUCAGCGCUGCCCCCCGCGUCCGCCUUCCAGCAAGGGAACAGUGACGUCACUGUUGCCGUCCUGCAUGCAGUGCGUACGCUGUCUGACAUCAGCGAUGAUGUAGCUCGCAUCAGCAGUGACGCCAUCAGCAGCACAGACUUAGCUGAGCCUUCCCUGCGAGAGGAAGUCGCUUUGGAGGCAUUGCCCCAGCUAAGGCGUAUUCUCGCGGCUUCCACUCGUGCUGCUGCUGCUGCUGGCCCUGGCUCUGGUUCUGGUUUUGGUGCUGCUCCCUCUGCUGCUUUCACCAAAAGGCGUGACUCUAAUGCGCCGUCUGCACGUGCUGUUUCUUCAGCGGCUGUGGCAGCUGGGAAGGGCAGAGAGGGACUCAGUGGUGAGGGAGUGAGUGUGGAGGAGCGUGAGGCGGCAGAGGAGGAGGAGAUGGUGAAUCUGGCUGUAGCGCAGGCUGUAGCAUCGCUUGUGCUGGGGCGGCAAGCUUAUGAGGCAGCAGCAGUGGGCCGGCUCAUAGGGGCAGCAGGUGGAGGAGCAGCAGCAGGAAGACCCCCAGCCCCAGUAAACGCAGGAGCGCCAGCGCCAGCAGCAGCAGCAGAAGCAGCAGCAGUGGCAGCAUCGCCCUCUUCAGCAUCAUCAUCGCGAUCAUCCCUCUCACUAGACGAGCUGAGAGCGUGGGGACCCGUGCUGGUGAAGUGGGCGUGCGGGGUGAUGCGUGGCGGCGGUGAAACAAACGAAGGAACAGGAGGAGGGGCAACAGGAGCAGCAGUAAAAUUAGGGAAAGCAGGAGGAGCAGCAGAAGGGACAGCUACAGCACGUGCAGCAGCAGGGUUGCUGGCCGGCAGGAGGCAGCCUGCAAGGAGCUUCUUGGAGUCUGAUCUGGUGCAACCUGCUGCUGUGGCUGCCACUGCUGCAGCUGGCCAGGCUGUUCUCGUGGAGGUGCUAUCUGCGGCCGUUCGUGCAGCAGAUGCUCCCUCUGAUUCCGCUGUUGCUGCUGUGGAUGCGCGUAGGGGCGAGGUGACAUCAGGGGAAAGGGACGAUGGAGAGGGUAGGGAGAGAGGGAGGGCGAAGGGAGGGAGGGAGAAGGGGAGCAGUAAGGGAGGAAGGGCGGGGUCGGGGAGUUUACGGGUGGGGAGAGGGGUUGGGGUGGAGCAGGUGGAGGGGGCAGAGAAGGCACGACAGGCAGGGGUAGUAGUGGGGGGAGAGGGAGUGGGGAGAGAGGGAGUGGGGAGAGAGGGAGUGGGGAGACAUGAGCUUGAGAAGGAAUGGACGGAUGUGGCGGUGGGCGUGGGUCUGCUGUGGCUGUCUGAGAUGGUCAUGUGCGCCGUGACGGAGGCGGAGGCCAGGAGGAACGGCGCCAAGGGGAGCAAAGCCGGAGCAGUUUCAGGGGAAGGGAGGGGUGGGGGUGCGGGCAGGAAGGGGGAGGUGGGGAAGCAGGGGGGAGGCAAGGGGGUGGAGAGUGUGGGUAUGACUGUAGCGACUAUGAAGUACCUCGAGUCGCUGUGGCGAGGAGGGAAGGGGACAGGAGCCCAGGAGAAAAGGGAGGAGCAAAAGGGCGGCGAAGAGAAAGAGGAAAUCGCACAAGCAGGCACAACAGCAGUCAGCGCAGGUUCUACUGUGGAUCAGCUGGGUGGGGGUUUUCCUGCUGGGAAAUCUUCUCAGGGCAAAGCACUCCUUGGAGAGCGACCUUUUAAAGAGCAGCUGUUCAGGGAGCAAUUCUUGAGACGAAAGGCAGCUGGAGAGCAACCGCCUGGAGCGGCAGGUGGGAGGAGUGAGGGCGAGGGCGCAGCAGAGAGGUCGUGGUGGUCGUAUGUCAACCCGUGGGGGGGAGCAGGAGGGGCAGGGGGAGGGCGACAGGCAGCAGGGGGGGGGUCAGGCCAGCCGCAGGGGAGGGGGGAAAGGGCGGUGGGAGGGCGGGCAGAGCGGGUGGGUGGGCACGUGAGUGGGCAGGGGAAUGCGGAGCUGGGUGGGGCGUUGAGUGAGAAGCACAAGGCCGUGAGGGACGAGGCCCUGCGGUCCGCCAGCUCUGCCGUGGUGCGGCUUGGAGAGGUGCUUGGGCACGAGGCGUGGGGGUGGGGGGGCGGGGAUGGUGGACGUGGGGAGGGGAAAGGGGUAGGAACGGGGGGAAGAAAGGAUGGUGGGAUGGUGAAAGGGAGGGGCGGUUUGGGGUCUGAGAAGAGGUCCAGCAGCAGAGCAGGUUCAAUGGAGAUCAACGUGGAGGAUGCAGAGUGGGGAGAGGUGGAGAGCGGUGUUGUGAGGGAAGAGGGGGGAGAGGAUUCUUUACCUGUAAGCAGUGCAGGUAAGGCCAACAAACAGGUUGCUGCUGCUGCUGCUGCUGCUGGUAGGAACAUUACUGACAAUAAAGUGAAAGUUACUGUAGACGAGAUGGUUAAAGCAGCAGAAGAGGAGCACGAGCACCUGAUGGACCUGCUGGGGCUAGAAGGAGGGCUGUAUUCUACCCGGUCAGGGCUAGUAGCUUCUAACGAGGAUAAAUCCGCAGCCAGUGAGGAGCCUCCACGUGUCAAUGUUCUGGAGGCUCUGGAUGCGGCAGCAGCAGCGGUGAAAGCGCUUGCUGAGCUGGCGAGCGAAGAUUGGGCGAUGCAGGAGCGGGUGGUGGCAGGUGGGGGCGUGGAGCUGAUGCGGCGUCUGCUGAUUGGGCAGGAGUACUGGGAGUGGGUGAGAGGGGAAGAGGAGGAGUUGAGGCGUCAGUAUGAGAAUGGGGCUGGUAGGGGUGGCCAGAAGGGUGCUGAGGUGGGGAGGAGCCAGAUUGAUGGAAGAAACUACAGCAGCAGCAGCAGCAGCAGCAGCAGCAGCAGCAAUACCAGUGGUGGUAGCGAGAGUAGCAGGAGAGAGAGUGCUGGGAGCGAGUGUGAGAAGAAGGACCUUCUGAUACGCCUGGCUGCUACUGCUGCUGCAACUGCCAUUCCAAACUCCCCACCAGGCUCCCAGCCAAACACAGAGCCAGGCAUUCGACCUGCAACAUCCCAAGCCGCCAGUGCCACGUUAGCAGCAACAACUGGCAAUACAUUAGCUGCUCCUGCGCGCACUGUAGCUGCAACUGCUGACGUGGCAGCAGAAGAGGAGCUGGAAGCGGCCAGGGUGAAACUCACAAAGCUCCGCAGGAACGCCGCCCGGCUGCUGGCCCAGCUGUCGGCUCACCCGGACUCGUGGGCGGCAAUUGCUGGCGAUCAGAUACUGAUUGGUUGGCUGGAACAGUGCACCAAAGGGGGGGGUGAAGAUGGUGGGAGGGACAGGAGAGACGACGAGUGUGAGAAAGGGAGUGGGAGGAAGAGGAGGACGGCGGAAAGUAGUGGUAGUAAUAGUGAAGCAAAAUCUCCCCAGCAGUCAGAGCACGAUCCGUUGCUGUGUGAGGUGUGUGUGAGCAAGAAGAUGCGAUCCAACGCGCGCAAGGUGCUCGCACAUGCUGCUCCUGCUGUGCAUGCCAUGUCAGGUUCUGCUGUUGAAAUUGAUGCUUCCACGCCACUGCCAACCUGGCACGAGUGUGAUGUGGCGGUGCCAGGCUGGCACGAGGCAGGGAAGCGGUUCACCCCCCGGUAUGACGACGGCAUCUUCUUCAUCCACCCCACCAACCCCUGGCUGCAAGCCAACUCCCUCCCCGAUCCCCUCUCCGAUCCCCUCGCCUCCCCCUCCUCUCCCCCCUCCUCGUCCUCUUCCCCUUCCACCCCUGCCUCUUCCUCCUCAACGCCCUCCGCGCCUGUCCUCGAUGUGGUGUUCGUGCACGGGCUGAGAGGCGGGCCCUUCAAGUCCUGGCGCAGGGGGGAGGCGGUGCCGGCUGCAGCUCCAGCACCUGGAGUAGCCAUGGCGCCUGUAGCGAAAGCACCAGCAGUGAGAACGCCUGUAGCGAGGAAGUCUGUAGCAGGGGCGCCUGUAGCGGGGGCGCCUGUAGCGGGGGCGCCUGUAGGACGGAUAGUGGGUGCGUCCAAGGAACAAGAAGCAGCAGCGAGUUCGGGCGGGGCUUUAAUGGGGAAGGGAGACGGGAGGAGUGCGACGGGCCCCGGGCAGGUGGAGGUGAACGAGGCAGGCGUAGAGCCUUCAAUGGCGGGCCAAGGGGGGAGCGUAGGACACACACCCAUCCAAGGCGUAGGAGACGUGGCACCGUUAUUGGUGGGGGAAGGGAGGAGCGUGGAGCCGACGAAGCUGCUGGAGGCGACAUUGAGGGAGGAGGAGGAGGGCGGCAAGAAGGGGUCGUGCUGGCCGUGUGACUGGCUGGCCAGGGACCUCUCGGGAGCCCGCAUCCUCACCACCAAGUACAGGACGAAUCUCUCUGAGUGGGCAGGAGCGACCCUUCCUUUGGAGGACAUCAGCAUUAUUCUGCUGCACAAGCUGGUGGCAGCAGGGGUGGGCGAGCGGCCGGUGGUGUUUGUGACGCACAGCAUGGGAGGGCUCAUAGUCAAGCAGAUUCUAGCUCUCGCCCACACCAGCGACCUGCCGGAGAUCCGGGCCAUCGCUGACAGCACAGCGGGCAUUGUCUUCUACUCCGUGCCACACUUCGGCAGCCGCAUCGCGGACUAUUCCUGGAGAGCACGUGCCGUGCUGCGCCCCGCUCCCUCCGCUGACUGUCUGCGCAUGUCCUCUCCCCAUAUAGAGGGCCUCAACACCACGUUGAGGCACAUGUACAAACAGGGCAAGGUCCAAGUGCUCUCGUUUGCAGAGACCAAGGUCACGCCGCUGGUGAAGACUUACGGGGGGCUCACGCUGCGAUUGGAGGUCGUUCCGUUGGAGUCCGCCUAUCCGGGAUACGGGGCGUUCGUGGUGUUGGAUGGGACCGAUCACAUCAAUGCUUGCAAGCCAGUCAGCACCUCCGACCCAGCUUAUGCCGACACACUUGAUUUCCUUCUCAAGCUUCGAGAUCAGGCCUUCAGAAGUCAGGACAAAAUGCCCUGAAAUGCUGUGUAGCAGGGUGUUUUUUUAGGGUCGUCCUGCUUUUCCAGCUUUUGAUUUUUCCUAGGCCUGAAUUUUAGGGGUUCUCAUUUGAGCAGGCCUGAAAUAUUGUAUGUCAUUGUUUUGGUCACCCUGAAUUAUCAGCCUCAACGGAUU
Molecule: messenger RNA, 7851 nt
Organism: Closterium sp. NIES-67
Lineage: Eukaryota; Viridiplantae; Streptophyta; Zygnematophyceae; Desmidiales; Closteriaceae
Source: the annotation of a GenBank genome assembly